Molecule: messenger RNA, 2013 nt
Organism: Annulohypoxylon maeteangense
Lineage: Eukaryota; Fungi; Ascomycota; Sordariomycetes; Xylariales; Hypoxylaceae
Product: CENP-Q, a CENPA-CAD centromere complex subunit-domain-containing protein
Exons: 2
Coding region: 69-1823 (584 amino acids)
Molecular function (GO): DNA binding
Source: RefSeq, a predicted model, not a curated record
UGUAGAUCAACAUGCUGUCAUAUUCAUGAUUUCUUGCAGUGCAUCAGUGAGAAUUAGAUUCUAACGGGAUGGCACCCGAAACUGCAAACCAGAAGCGCAAAAGAGGCCGUCCGACGAACGCGUCGCGCAAUGACGAAGACGCGUCGGGAACACAACUAUCUCUCACAGGACAAGGACAACUAGCCACGACUUCCGAGAACGCCAGAGAAUCCGAAAUGGACGAUCCUUCACGGCCAAAAAAGCGCGGUCGCCGAGCCAACACCGAACUCCCCUCUCAAGCCCAGUCCGAAGCCGAAGCCUCACGACCAGAAAAGGCCAAGAGAAAACGUGGCCCAUCACCGGCGGCACCACCAGAUGACAAUGGAGAAGGUGUGGGAGACGAGGAACCUGAAGUCCCGAACCCGGAGCGUAGAAAGCGUGGUCGUCCCCGAGUCUCGAAUGAAGGGGUCGAAGAGGCUCCUCAAUCAAAUACCACAAGCAAUAACGCACUUCCAAAGAAACGCGGUCGACCCAAAGCAACCGAGGCAGAAAAAGAAGCCGAACCAGAAGCUGAUGAGGCUGACGACGAAAAUGAGGGCAACUCCAGCCUUCUUCGGCGUAGUGGUCGAAUUCGUCGAUCUCCCGUCUCAUUGAAUAAAGGGGCGCAAGCAGCAGCUGGUGAACAGCCGUCAAAAGGCCAGAAACCAAAGAAGAGAGGACGGCCUUCAUUGACCAUCACUCAACCUGCUGCCGAAGAAACAGAACAAGAUCCCGUCCCUCAGCCCAAAAAGAAGCGAGGCCGUCCCUCGUUGAAUAACCAACCAACAGAGGACGCCGAAGAAGCUUCCACAUCUCAGAAACAACCUAAAAAAGGCACUCGUCCCCGCUCAUCCGGCGAUGGUGCUUCAGCACCUACAAAGGGAAAGCGAAAGAAGUCCAUAGACCAGCCAUCCCAAGAACAACCCGAUUCCAACCAAGAAGACUCGCAACUCACACAAAACCGCGCACAUCGACGCUCCUCAGACACCCAACAACGUACUUCCUCCCCGAACUCCGACUCCGAAACUUCUCCCCCAAAGUACCGACAUCUAACAACCCGCACCCGCCGCGUGCCUCGCAACAUAAUCGAAUCCAAGUGGGCCCCCCUCGAAGCCCCCGCCGUCACCAGCGUUACCAACCUCCUGCAAAGCGCCUCCCGCCCCGUCCUCCUCCGCUUGACCAACGCACAGAAACACGCACACGCGCAAUCAGCCUUAAACGCCGUCACGAACCGACUCCGCUCUAAAAUAAGCCGUGGCCUGCCCUUCCCUCCUGCCACGACGACCACACGGCGCGAGGAGGAGUUCGAGUUCGAGCGCACGAUCUCAGGGAUCCAGGGUUUAGAAUCCGCGCUUGAUCCGCUGUUGCAUAGUGUGGAGUUACUACGGAGGGAAAAAGAACGCGCGCAGAGAGAGCUGGACGGCGAGUAUAAGGUACUACGCCGUUUAGGCGCGAAUGCGCGGGCGGAGGCUAGGGAAAGGAAGGAGAGGGAGAGGAAGAUGCAUGUUCUUGUGCCCGAAGGGGCGGGCGGGGAUAAGGAGAACAACGGGGAGGUGAUGAGUAUGGGGAUGGGGAUGGGGAUGGGUAAGGGUGGAGAGGAGAAGGGGAAAGUGUUUGUGGGCUUGGAGGGCGAAGAUAUGCUAGGUUUGGCGGGCCAGAUCGCGAGUCAUAUGGAGAGUUUGAGGGGAAAUUUGCAGCAGGUUGAGGGCGUGGCGCCUGCGAUUCAGAGGAGUGAGGGGUUGUUGAGAGCGGCGCUGCUGGGGAGGUUGGAUAAGGAGCAGUUGGAGAGUGUUAUACUUGGGUAAUAGACUUGGAGAUGGUGGGCUCAUCAGCUACAGAGUAAGGGCAAGAUGCACUCUUGGCUGUAUCAUGAAUAUAAUGAAUUAUGAUACCCGGACUCGACUUUCGUGUGGUUUCGGGUCAGGUUGAGAAACACCCCUUCUUGAAGCGACAUUUUCUGGGAUUAAAGAGAUAGUUGUAAGUGUCAACACACCC